UCUAUCGUUAUUUUAAUAUCCUGAAAUGGUUUUGAGGAGGGAAAUGAACCUUGACCUCAAGAAAUUGGUCUAUCACAUAAAAAAUAAUUUAAAUCACUGCUUGCUCUGAUUAAAUGAGAUUUGCAUUUAAAGUGUACUAUUCAAUGACUUUUAGUAUGCUCACGGAGUUGUGCAACUGUCGCCACAAUCAAUUUUAGAACAUUUCAUUAUAAGUAUUUGCUCUCUCUCCAAUUCAUUCACACUGCAGUCAGAUUUUUCCAGAAUGCAAAUCUUGUUUAAUCAGAGCAAGCAGUGAUUAAAUGUUUCUUAAAUUAUUUUUUGAAUUAUAUCUCAAUAAGGCUGUUUUUUUAAAAAAGUAAAUGCCAAGAACUAGUUAAGAGACUCUUAGUAGUUUAUACAAGAAAUUGUGAUAGGUGGGUUAAGGAGGUGAAAGUAGAGAUUGAAAGAAGUAGAGAGAUUCAAGAGAUAUUUAGGAGGUAAAAUUGACAGAAUUUGGUAAUAUUUUGAAUAUGAGUCAAGGAUAAUUCCUGCAUUAAUGAAUACAAUAAUAGCAUUAAUGGUGGUGCCAUUUGCUGAGAACAGGAACACUGUGACAGAGUCUGGUAAUAUGUAAAAGAAAAAAAAUUGUUAGCAAGUUGGUUUAUUCUGGGAAUUCAAGGAUAGGUUAACAUUAAAAUGUAAUUCAUUACAUUAAUAUUGUUUACAAUUUAAUACUCUUUCAUUAGAAAAAGGUUCAGCAAAAUAGAUAUAGAAAAUAACUUCCUUAUUUGGUAAAAGAUACCCACUAAAAACUUAGAUGUAUCAUCUCUUUUUUUCAGCAUGGUAGUAGAGACCUGAGCGACCUCUAUAAGAUAAAACAAAAGAUUGGAAAUGAGGGAACAAAACUGUAAAGAUUCACAGAAAUGAUAUUAACAUAAAAUUAAAAAGUUUUUAGCAAAAUAUCUGGAUAUAAGUUCAAUUUACAUUAAUCAGUUGAGUUUCUAUACUUUAGCUGUUAGAAAAUUUUAAAGUUUUAAAAUAGAGCCAUGUAUAGAUGCUAUAGACCUGCGACCUCGAGUAUCUCAGAGGCGGUGAAUAAUAGCUCUUCACAUCUGCAAUAAUAGUGGCCUCCAAUAAAGACUACAUUACAAAAAAUGGGAAAGAAACAGAAUGGAAAGAAUAAAAUGGUUGAAGAGGCAGAGCCUGUAGAAUUUGUGGUGGAAAAAUUACUGAAGCGACAUAUAGUAAAUGGGAAAGUGGAGUAUUUCCUAAAGUGGAAGGGAUUUACAGAUACUGACAAUACUUGGGAACCUGAAGAAAAUUUAGAUUGUCCAGAGUUAAUUGAAGCAUUUCUUAAUUCUCAAAGAGCUGGCAAAGAAAAAGAUGGCACAAAAAGAAAAUCUUUAUCUGACAGCGAAUCUGGUGAUAGCAAAUCAAAGCAGAAAGGAGAUGCUGCUGACAAACCAAGAGGCUUUGCCAAAGGUCUUGGUCCUAAAAGAAUACUUGGUGCCCCAGACAGCAGUGGAGAAUUAAUGUUUCUUAUGAAAUGGAGAGAUUCAGAUGAGGCAGAUUUGGUGCUGGCAAAAGGGGCAAAUAUGAAGUGUUCUCAAAUUGGAAUUGCUUUUUAUGAAGAGAGACUAACUUGGCAUUCUUGUCCAGAAGAUGAAGCUCGAUAAUUGUUUGCUUUGCUUUAUAUCUAUAUGUAUAAAAUCUGGGUCUUGGUUUUUGAUUUACUAGUUUGAAGAAAUAACUACAUUCUAAUAAAUCAAGUUUGAUACAUUUGUUUUGAAAGUAGUAUUGAGAGAGUUGUUGGAGGGUUUGUUUGCAUCAAUAGCACUGGUUACUUUGAACAAAUAAAUAAUAACUUUCUGUAGUUGCUUCCUUUAUCAGAAAAGAACAUUAGAUAUCAUGAUAUAUUACUUCCUCUGCACUAGAGAACAGCUUUUCUAAAUGCUAGGGGAAAUUUCCAUAGCCAUUAUUGAAUCAGAACUUGUGUUUAACUCAUUUCUAAGGACCAUUCUGGGUUUUUCAAAUUUGUUUUUGUGUGUAUAUACAUAAAAUGCAUAUGUAAAUGAUUUUCUUUGUUUUUAAACAUUCACAAAAACAAAAAUCACUGGUAAGCCCAUGUGUCUGCGAUGCCAUCAUUCUGAGCAACCUAAGAAUUGAAAAUUUUCCUGAAGCUAUAACAUUUCAAAUUAAAUAGUUGAUUCUUUAUUAAUUGGACAAUUUAAAUAGAUAAUUUAAAAGCAUCCAUAUCAGAAUCUGUAUCUACAUGUACAGUCAUAUAAAUGCAACAUUUCAUUUACAAAAUUCCUAAAAGGAAAAGCUUUAUCACUACCUACAAACUCCUCACCCAGAUGAGGAAACUAGACAAAUCCUGGUGUGUUCUAAUGCAGUAAACAAACAAGACUUAGUUAAAUGGACAUUAAAGAUUCCUCUAGCGAGCCAUUCCUUUACAAAAAGUUGAAAUCCUUGUGCUGUAUUCGCUAAAAGGUCAUGGUUAAUGGAUAGCUGAGGGUUGGCUCAUGGAAACCUAAUCAGAAAGGUUAGAGAUGUUGACAGUUUCAGACCUGCUGACAUAAAUGGGUGAACAAACUUUUUUUGUAAUCUAAACUGUUGGCCUGUAUGUUUUUUCCUUAUCCCACCUCAUUUCUUACAUGUAGGCUCAAUCUUUUCAGUAUUUGGGUUACUGGUUCAGCAGAAGUCAGGAAAAGCAACUUUGUAGUAAUCAUAAUAUUAUCCAAUUGUAUCUUGUUUACUUUAUUGUAAAUACUGGUGAAUACUGGUCAAUAAAUAGUUCUAUAUUCCUUUAAAAAAUGUAUAUAUAGCCAUGUAUCACUUAAGGAUGUGGUUAUGUUCUGAGUAAUGCAUCAUAAAGUGAUUUCCUCAUGUGAACAUCAUAGAGUAUACUUACACAAACCUAGAUGGUGUAGCCUACUCCACACCUAGACUGUGUGGUGUA
Messenger RNA from Microcebus murinus (gray mouse lemur), 2941 nucleotides. Its product is annotated as chromobox protein homolog 3-like. NCBI's taxonomy places the organism in Eukaryota, Metazoa, Chordata, Mammalia, Primates, Cheirogaleidae. Gene Ontology annotation, cellular component: nucleus. The record is from RefSeq and is a predicted model, not a curated record.